This is a messenger RNA of Haemonchus placei, 468 nucleotides long. The record is from the annotation of a GenBank genome assembly. Lineage: Eukaryota; Metazoa; Nematoda; Chromadorea; Rhabditida; Trichostrongylidae.
AUGCCUGUAGACCACAACGAACCUCCCGCGAAGAGUUUCAAAGAGAGGCCUCAGUCUUCAGAAGAGCCUAAUAACGCUUCCAAGGCUUCCCAACGCCAGGUUCAAUCUUCGGAAGAGCCCAAUAUCGUUCCUAAACCUCCUCAACGUCAAACUCAGUCUUCAGAGGAACCAGAUAACACUCCUAGACUCUACCAACGUCAAACACCUUAUUCUCGAGGUGAAGCUUUUUCAAAUGCCUGCACACUCAAGCAACGGGACAAGAUGGUUACUCUUGCUAAAGCUUUGAAAGUUGGUAAAAACAAUACAAAUUACCCAACUCAAAUGUCGAGUACGAAGGCGCCUGGGGAUAAAUUUGACAAAUACGCGGCAUUCGUCUCUACGACCCUUCGUGAGAUGCCUGAGGCUGAAGCGAAACGACGAAUGCGUGAAAUGACGUUAUUGUUGUUUGAGGAAAUUGACGUCGACUAG